AUGUCUACGUCAACCCCCAAAACCCAAUGGCUGUUCUACGCCAUCGUCUCAGGAGGCUGUGCAGCCCUCAACGGCGUCUUCGCAAAACUCACGACAACACAAUUGACCACAACAUGGGCCACGGGCAUAUCGCAUGCCUUUGGCCUGAAAGAAGAAAGUGUCAUCAUUGAAGGACUCGUACGAGGUUUCUUCUUCCUCCUCAACCUCCUCUUCAACGCCAUAAUGUGGGGUCUCUUUACCCGCGCUCUGACAUUAGCAAGCAGCACAGUCCGCGUCAGUGUCAUCAAUACCAGUGCGAACUUCAUGCUUACUGCUGUUCUUGGUCUCUUGAUCUUCUCUGAGACAUUACCGGGACUCUGGUGGCUUGGAGCCGCGAUGUUGGUGGCGGGCUCCGUGAUCAUCGGUAGAAGAGAGGAAGGGAAAGAAGUCGGUACUGCGGGAACUGCUGGAGCCGAGCCCAUCGCCUUAGAUGUGCAAGAUGGCUAUAGCGAUGAGCCGGAUGCGCCGCCACCGGCUGCGCCAAAGGUGGGUGUGCCGAAGCAUGACGAUGUGAGGGAUAUUUCUGAUGGCAGAUAUGAUUGCAGCGACGAGGAAGGGGUGACAGGGAGGUGA
Molecule: messenger RNA, 612 nt
Organism: Fulvia fulva
Lineage: Eukaryota; Fungi; Ascomycota; Dothideomycetes; Mycosphaerellales; Mycosphaerellaceae
Exons: 2
Coding region: 1-612 (203 amino acids)
Source: RefSeq, a predicted model, not a curated record